Tinamus guttatus (white-throated tinamou) is the source of this 753-nucleotide messenger RNA. Lineage: Eukaryota; Metazoa; Chordata; Aves; Tinamiformes; Tinamidae. The record is from RefSeq and is a predicted model, not a curated record.
AUGUUCAACUACCUAGCAGUAGAAGCAAGGCCCCAGUUCCACCGUACCUAUGGGGGCCAGCAAGGAGUGUCUGGGCCACUGAAGACCCGUCUAGAGCAGCUGAAGAAGCCAUGGUGGAGAGAGUCCACCACUCCGCUAGUGCUCCAGCACAGUGAAACAGCUAGACUUGCCAUAGAUGCCUUUCUUGAGCAGGGAGAACGCGGCUACCUGAAUGCUAUUGCUGAGGAACGGGAGCUGCCUUUUCUUUCCACCUUGGACAUGGAGUAUAUGAACCAUCAGAGAAGCCAAACCUUUCCAGAACCCAAUGCCUCAAAAGACAGAGAUGCCAACUGUGCUGACACGGACACUGGAGACGGGUGUUCCCUCUACUCUGAGCUAACAUCUGGCACCUACUUUCCACUUAUGUCUGAUGUGCACCCUCCAGAGCUGGAGCUGGGGUGGCCAGGGAUGCCGUACUUCACAACAUCAGGGCAGACUAGAGCCACUGUGGUUUUCCAAAGAAACAAGGCUAACAGCAUUAAGGAUUUGCUCCGGUCCCUGAUCAGCCGGGCACGGACGGUGAUAGCAAUUGUGAUGGAUCUGUUUACAGACAUGGAAAUACUAUGUGACCUGCUGGAGGCCUCAAGCAGACGGCAUGUACCUGUGUACCUGAUCCUGGAUGAAGAAUACUUGAAGCAUUUCGUGGAAAUGUGCGAUAAAAUGGCUCUGACUCAAGACAACUUCCCAGUAAGUAUUCAAUCAUACUCUGAUGUA